Molecule: messenger RNA, 3633 nt
Organism: Emys orbicularis (European pond turtle)
Lineage: Eukaryota; Metazoa; Chordata; Testudines; Emydidae
Gene: ADCY5
Product: adenylate cyclase 5
Exons: 22
Coding region: 1-3633 (1210 amino acids)
Biological process (GO): intracellular signal transduction; adenylate cyclase-activating G protein-coupled receptor signaling pathway; cAMP biosynthetic process
Cellular component (GO): plasma membrane
Molecular function (GO): adenylate cyclase activity
Source: RefSeq, a predicted model, not a curated record
AUGUCCCGGCCCAACAGUGUGAGCCCCCCGGGCUUCGGAACCCCUGCACCUCGGGGAGGCACCGAGCAGCAUCGAUCCGCCUGGGGGGAAGCAGAGUCCAGGGCCAAUGGCUAUUCCUAUCCCCCUGCCCCAAACAGGUCAUCGAGCAAGAAGCCUUCUCGCAUGGCGAACAGGUGGAGGAGUGAGGAAGACUAUGAGCCUCAGCCUAACAGGAACCAGGGGGAGAGCGGUUGCAGGAUGAUGAGUUUUAGAUCCAAGUCGGCCUGGCAGGAGCACGGCGAAGAUAGUCGCCGCCACCAGCGCAGAGGGAAUCCCACUUUUACCACCAGCCCUCGGCACUUUGGGGAACUAGGCGAGGUGCGGCCCCGGUCCGUGGAGCUGGGGCUGGAGGAGAAGCGGAUCAAGGCCAAGAUUGAGGAACUGGAGGAGGAGGAAAGGGACUCCCAGGUGGCCUUCUCCAUGGGCAGCUGCUGCGGCAGCCUGUUGCAGAUCUUCAGGUCCAAGAAGUUCCAGUCGGAGAAGCUGGAGCGUCUCUACCAGCGCUACUUCUUCCGGCUCAACCAGAGCAGCCUCACCAUGCUGAUGGCCGUGCUGGUGCUGGUGUGCCUGGUCAUGCUGAUCUUCCACGUCGUGUACGGUCACUACAAGGUGCCCUACGUGGUGGUGCUCUCGCUGGCCAUCGUGGUGGUGGUGGUGUUGUGUGUGCUGUGCAACCGCAACGACUUCCACCAGGACCACAUGUGGCUGGUGUGCUACUCGGUCAUCCUGGCCAUCGUGGCCGUGCAAGUGGUGGGGGUGCUGCUGGUCUGGCCCAGGAGCGCCUCCGAGGGCAUCUGGUGGACUGUCUUCUUCAUCUACAGCAUCUACACACUGCUGCCAGUCAGGAUGAGGGCUGCGGUCAUCAGCGGGGUGGUCCUCUCAGCAAUCCACCUGGCCAUCUCCCUGAAGACCAACGCAGAGGACCAGUUCCUGUUAAAGCAGCUGGUCUCCAAUGUUCUCAUCUUCUCCUGCACAAACAUUGUAGGAGUGUGUACGCAUUACCCAGCAGAGGUGUCUCAAAGACAAGCAUUCCAAGAGACCAGGGAGUGCAUUCAGGCCAGGCUACAUUCUCAAAGGGAGAACCAGCAACAGGAGCGGCUCCUGCUCUCUGUACUUCCUCGUCACGUUGCCAUGGAGAUGAAAGCCGACAUUAAUGCCAAACAGGAGGAUAUGAUGUUUCAUAAGAUCUACAUCCAGAAGCAUGACAAUGUCAGCAUCCUCUUUGCAGACAUAGAGGGGUUCACCAGCCUGGCCUCCCAGUGUACAGCUCAGGAGCUGGUCAUGACGCUGAAUGAGCUCUUUGCCAGAUUUGAUAAGCUUGCAGCUGAAAAUCACUGUUUACGUAUAAAAAUCUUGGGCGAUUGCUACUACUGCGUGUCUGGAUUACCAGAAGCAAGAGCUGACCAUGCACACUGCUGUGUUGAAAUGGGAAUGGACAUGAUAGAGGCUAUCUCAUUGGUCCGGGAGGUGACAGGAGUCAACGUGAACAUGAGGGUUGGGAUCCACAGUGGGAGAGUUCACUGUGGAGUCUUGGGCCUCAGGAAGUGGCAGUUUGAUGUGUGGUCAAAUGAUGUCACGCUAGCCAAUCACAUGGAAGCCGGAGGUAAAGCAGGGCGAAUCCACAUUACCAAAGCAACCUUGAAUUAUCUGAAUGGAGACUACGAGGUGGAGCUGGGUUUUGGAGGAGAACGCAAUGCUUACCUCAAGGAGCACAGUAUAGAGACCUUCCUGAUUGUACGCUGCAGUCAAAAACGGAAAGAUGAGAAAGCGACAAUAGCCAAAAUGAACAGACAGCGCACCAAUUCCAUCGGCCAUAACCCUCCACACUGGGGUGUGGAUCGCCCCUUUUACAACCAUCUGGGUGCUCACCAGGUCUCCAAGGAGAUGAAGAGAAUGGGUUUUGAGGAUCCCAAGGACAAGAACACGCAAGAAAGCAUGAACCCGGAGGAUGAGGUGGAUGAGUUUCUGGGCCGUGCAAUCGAUGCCAGAAGUAUUGAUCGGUUACGCUCUGAGCAUGUUCGCAAAUUUCUCUUAACAUUCAGGGAGCCUGACUUAGAGAAGAAGUACUCCAAGCAAGUGGACGACAGAUUUGGAGCCUAUGUGGCUUGUGCCUCCCUCGUCUUCCUCUUCAUCUGCUUUGUCCAAAUCACAAUCGUGCCCCACUCUACAUUUAUGUUGGGUUUUUACCUGACCAGUUUUUUGAUCCUGACCACAGUGGUGUUUGUUUCGGUCAUUUACUCCUGCGUAAAGCUUUUCCCAGCUCCACUCCAGAGUCUCACAAGGAAGAUUGUUCAAUCCAGGACCAAUAGCACCUUAGUUGGGGUCUUCGCCAUUAUACUGGUUUUUCUGUCAGCAUUUGUCAACAUGUUCAUGUGCAGCACUGUGGAUCUUGUCAGCUGUGUGGCUACAGAAUAUAACAUCACUCCCGACCAGGUGGACAUAUGCCAUAUCAGCAACUCAUCUUUCAGUUACAGCCUGGGCAACUGGCAGGGAUUCUGUGGCAGUUCCCUGCCCAAUUGCAACUUCCCAGAGUAUUUUACCUACAGUGUCUUACUGAGUCUCCUGGCCUGCUCUGUGUUCCUUCAGAUCAGCUGCAUCGGGAAACUGAUCCUAAUGUUGAUCAUCGAAUUCAUAUACGUUCUCAUUGUGGAGGUGCCAGGGGUAAACCUCUUUGACAAUGCAGAUCUUCUGGUUGCAGCCAACACUGUGGAUAUGUUCUCUAAUGGAACAUCAACAUGCUCCCAGAAAGCGUCGAGAGUGGCACUGAAGAUUGUGACCCCUAUCGUCAUAACUGUUUUUGUCCUGGCAUUAUAUCUGCAUGCCCAGCAGGUGGAAUCCACAGCAAGGCUCGACUUCCUUUGGAAACUGCAGGCCACUGAAGAGAAAGAGGAAAUGGAGGAGCUACAGGCCUACAAUAGACGCCUCCUCCACAACAUCUUGCCAAAGGACGUGGCAGCCCAUUUCCUGGCACAAGAGCGGCGAAACGAUGAGCUGUAUUACCAGUCCUGUGAGUGCGUGGCUGUCAUGUUUGCCUCCAUCAGCAACUUUUCGGAGUUCUACGUGGAGUUAGAGGCAAACAACGAAGGGGUGGAAUGUCUGAGGCUCCUCAACGAAAUUAUUGCAGACUUUGAUGAAAUAAUAAGUGAAGACCAAUUUCGACAGCUGGAGAAGAUCAAAACCAUUGGCAGUACGUACAUGGCUGCUUCAGGCCUCAAUGACUCUACUUAUGACAAGGUGGGAAAAUCACACAUCAAAGCUCUGGCUGACUUUGCCAUGAAGUUAAUGGACCAAAUGAAGUACAUUAAUGAGCAUUCGUUCAACAACUUCCAGAUGAAAAUAGGGUUAAAUAUUGGUCCUGUGGUAGCUGGGGUAAUAGGCGCACGAAAACCUCAAUAUGACAUCUGGGGAAACACAGUCAAUGUAGCCAGUCGAAUGGACAGUACAGGUGUUCCUGACAGAAUUCAGGUGACCACAGACAUGUACCAGGUUUUAGCAGCCAACGGCUAUCAGCUGGAAUGUCGAGGGGUCGUUAAGGUAAAGGGUAAAGGAGAAAUGACCACCUACUUCCUAAACGAAGGGCCGCCGAUCAGUUAG